AUGGAGAAACACCAAGUGGAAUUUCCUACCUCAUCAUCUACAUCAUUGGCUGCUUAUAAUUCUAAUAUGGUUCAUGUUGAGAAAGAAGAGGUUUUAAGAACUCAAGGGAAGGCAAUAUCAGCGCAGAAAGAAGGUGACAAACAAGAGAUCAAGCAGCACAGAUACGCAUUUCAAACAAGGAGUCCGGUUGAUGUACUUGACGAUGGGUACCAGUGGAGGAAAUAUGGGAAAAAGAUAGUGAAAAGCAAUAAAUUCCCAAGAAGUUACUACAGAUGCUCUCAUCGGGGUUGCAAUGUGAAGAAACAAAUCCAACGCCAUUCCCAAGAUGAAGAAAUCGUAGUAACCACCUACGAAGGGAUGCAUACACACCCUGUCGAUAAGUCAACCGAAAGCUUCGAUCAAAUCUUGGGAAACCUGUUCCUAAACAACCUACUCUGCAGUAAUGUGCCUCCAACUUUGGAAUAG
Messenger RNA from Abrus precatorius (Indian licorice), 465 nucleotides. RefSeq names its product probable WRKY transcription factor 75. Bases 1 to 465 code for a protein of 154 amino acids. The transcript has 2 exons. Gene Ontology annotation, molecular function: sequence-specific DNA binding; DNA-binding transcription factor activity. Gene Ontology annotation, biological process: regulation of DNA-templated transcription. The record is from RefSeq and is a predicted model, not a curated record. Lineage: Eukaryota; Viridiplantae; Streptophyta; Magnoliopsida; Fabales; Fabaceae.